GCAUCAGGCAAUCACAGAACACCAACAGCAGUCGCAUACCAAAGACCUACGCCCGCUUACGUACGGUUUCCGUUUAGCUUAGGUCCCAGGCAGCGAGCGCGCGAUGGCCUCCGGUCAGCAAGAGAGGUCGGAGCUGGACCGCAUGGCCCGCGAGGGGGAGACCGUCGUCCCCGGCGGCACCGGUGGGAAGACCCUCGAGGCGCAGGAGCACCUCGCCGACGGGCGCAGCCGCGGUGGGCAGACUCGGAAGGAGCAGCUGGGGGAGGAGGGGUACAGCGAGAUGGGUCACAAGGGCGGGGAGACUCGGAAGGAGCAGCUCGGGGAGGGGGGGUACCGUGAGAUGGGUCGCAAGGGAGGGGAGACUCGCAAGGAGCAGCUGGGGGAGGAGGGGUACCGCGAGAUGGGGCACAAGGGCGGGGAGACUCGCAAGGAGCAGCUCGGGGAGGAGGGGUACCGCGAGAUGGGGCGCAAGGGCGGGCUGAGCACCAUGGAGGAGUCCGGUGGCGAGCGCGCCGCCAGAGAGGGCAUCGAGAUCGAUGAGUCCAAGUUCAAGACCAAGUCCUAAAUAAUGUAGGUCAAGAUGUCCAGUGUCUAGCUGAGUAGCUAGCUAGUAGUGAGCAAGCUGUCUGCUCAUGUUUGUAGUAAUGAAUAAUGUAGGUCAAGGUCAGGUCUUGACGCGAGCACGCAUGUAGGCGAUCGCAUGUACUUGUGAUCAUGUGUGCUAGUUUAGGUGUCUUAGCUUGUAGUAGUGACCAUGUGUUCUUCAGGUGUCCUAGUAGCUUGUAGUAGGUGUUGUUGUAGCCCGUGAGUCAGCUUGCUAAUGUAUGUGUGUCGUUGUUAAAUCAGGUCGUUGUUGAA
Aegilops tauschii subsp. strangulata is the source of this 858-nucleotide messenger RNA. Its product is annotated as late embryogenesis abundant protein B19.4. Gene Ontology annotation, cellular component: cytosol. Gene Ontology annotation, biological process: response to abscisic acid. The record is from RefSeq and is a predicted model, not a curated record. NCBI's taxonomy places the organism in Eukaryota, Viridiplantae, Streptophyta, Magnoliopsida, Poales, Poaceae.